AUGCCGCCGCUCAGGGCCACGCGGCCCACCCGCAGGCGCAUGCUGUGGCUUCCGCGGUACCACCCUCUGGGUUCAGUCUACAUCGGGCCCUUCCAGGGAGGAGGACCAUUCGAGGCAUCGCGAGCAUGCGGUGGGUCCAGCGCGCAGGCAAAAACGGAUAGUAUAUUGACCAAGGGAGCCGUCACUGCUGCAGCUGCCAGCAUGCACAUGACUACUCCUGGUGAGCCACCCAUCCCACCACCACCGUCUGGCCGGCCCAGAUCGUUCGGGUGGCUUCAAGGGUCCUCGCGCUCCCAGAGCCGACGAGGGAAACAACAGCAAGUGUUCCCUCGAAGGAACCACCACCGGCGAGCCACCCAUUCCACCGCCAGUCUGGCCGUACCAGAUCGUUCGGGUGGCUUCAAGGGACCUCGCGCUCCCAGAGCCGACGAGGGAAACAGCAAGUGUUCCCUCGAAGGGACCACACCCGGCGAGCCACCCAUUCCACCGCCAGUCUGGCCGGACCAGAUCGUUCUGGUGGAUUCAAGGGUCCUCGCGCUCCCAGAGCCGACGAGGGAAAGAACAGCAAGUGUUCCCUCGAAGGGCCCACCACCGGCGAGCCACCCAUCCCACCACUACCGUCUGGCCGGCCAAGAUUGUUCGAGUGGCUUCAAGGGACCUCGCGCUCCCAGAGCCGACGAGGGAAACAACAGCAAGUGUUCCCUCGAAGGGACCACACCCGGCGAGCCACCCAUCCCACCACCACCAUCUGGCCGGCCCAGAUCGUUCGGGUGGCUUCAAGGGUCCUCGCGCUCCCAGAGCCGACGAGGGAAACAACAGCAAGUGUUCCCUCGAAGGGACCACACCCGGCGAGCCACCCAUUCCACCGCCAGUCUGGCCGUACCAGAUCGUUCGGGUGGCUUCAAGGGACCUCGCGCUCCCAGAGCCGACGAGGGAAAGAACAGCAAGUGUUCCCUCGAAGGGCCCACCACCGGCGAGCCACCCAUCCCACCACUACCGUCUGGCCGGCCAAGAUUGUUCGAGUGGCUUCAAGGGACCUCGCGCUCCCAGAGCCGACGAGGGAAACAACAGCAAGUGUUCCCUCGAAGGGACCACACCCGGCGAGCCACCCAUCCACCACCACCAGUCUGGCCGUACCAGAUCGUUCGGGUGGCUUCAAGGGACCUCGCGCUCCCAGAGCCGACGAGGGAAAGAACAGCAAGUGUUCCCUCGAAGGGCCCACCACCGGCGAGCCACCCAUCCCACCACUACCGUCUGGCCGGCCAAGAUUGUUCGAGUGGCUUCAAGGGACCUCGCGCUCCCAGAGCCGACGAGGGAAACAACAGCAAGUGUUCCCUCGAAGGGACCACACCCGGCGAGCCACCCAUCCCACCACCACCAUCUGGCCGGCCCAGAUCGUUCUGGUGGAUUCAAGGGUCCUCGCGCUCCCAGAGCCGACGAGGGAAAGAACAGCAAGUGUUCCCUCGAAGGGCCCACCACCGGCGAGCCACCCAUCCCACCACUACCGUCUGGCCGGCCAAGAUUGUUCGAGUGGCUUCAAGGGACCUCGCGCUCCCAGAGCCGACGAGGGAAACAACAGCAAGUGUUCCCUCGAAGGGACCACACCCGGCGAGCCACCCAUCCCACCACCACCAUCUGGCCGGCCCAGAUCGUUCGAGUGGCUUCAAGGGACCUCGCGCUCCCAGAGCCGACGAGGGAAACAACAGCAAGUGUUCCCUCGAAGGGACCACACCCGGCGAGCCACCCAUCCCACCACCACCGUCUGGCCGGCCAAGAUUGUUCGGGUGGCUUCAAGGGACCUCGCGCUCCCAGAGCCGACGAGGGAAACAACAGCAAGUGUUCCCUCGAAGGGCCAACUCCCGGCGAGCCACCCAUCCCACCACCACCAUCUGGCCGGCCCAGAUCGUUCGGGUGGCUUCAAGGGUCCUCGCGCUCCCAGAGCCGACGAGGGAAACAACAGCAAGUGUUCCCUCGAAGGGACCACACUCCGGCGAGCCACCCAUCCCACCACCACCAUCUGGCCGGCCCAGAUCGUUCGGGUGGCUUCAAGGGUCCUCGCGCUCCCAGAGCCGACGAGGGAAACAACAGCAAGUGUUCCCUCGAAGGGACCACACCCGGCGAGCCACCCAUCCCACCACCACCAUCUGGCCGGCCCAGAUCGUUCGGGUGGCUUCAAGGGUACCUCGCGCUCCCAGAGCCGACGAGGGAAACAACAGCAAGUGUUCCCUCGAAGGGACCACACCCGGCGAGCCACCCAUCCCACCACCACCGUCUGGCCGGCCCAGAUCGUUCGGGUGGCUUCAAGGGUCCUCGCGCUCCCAGAGCCGACGAGGGAAAGAACAGCAAGUGUUCCCUCGAAGGGCCAACUCCCGGCGAGCCACCCAUCCCACCACCACCGUCUGGCCGGCCCAGAUCGUUCGGGUGGCUUCAAGGGUCCUCGCGCUCCCAGAGCCGACGAGGGAAACAACAGCAAGUGUUCCCUCGAAGGGACCACACCCGGCGAGCCACCCAUCCCACCACCACCGUCUGGACGGGCCAGAUCGUUCGGGUGGCUUCAAGGGUCCUGGCGCUCCCAGAGCCGACGAGGGAAACAACAGCAAGUGUUCCCUCGAAGGGACCACACCCGGCGAGCCACCCAUUCCACCACCAGUCUGGCCGGACCAGAUCGUUCGGGUGGAUUCAAGGGUCCUCGCGCUCCCAGAGCCGACGAGGGAAACAUCAAGUUUUCCCUCGAAGGGCCCACUUUUUGGCGGCCUCAAAUGA
Messenger RNA from Dermacentor silvarum, 2763 nucleotides. Its product is annotated as proline-rich protein 36-like. NCBI's taxonomy places the organism in Eukaryota, Metazoa, Arthropoda, Arachnida, Ixodida, Ixodidae. The transcript has a single exon. The coding region runs from base 1 to 2763 and encodes 920 amino acids. The record is from RefSeq and is a predicted model, not a curated record.